UGCGUUAUCUCAUAUCUACUCUGGGUCCAGCUGCCUUAGGGAAUAAAUGGGCCGGCCUGGCAUAUGAUCCCCAUCAACACAUCCCUGGAUCCCAUUCCAAAACAUUCACAGUCACGGAGCGGCAGCAAUGACUGAGAUUCUGGAGGAGCGGCCUUUCGGCUUGCAGUAUACUAACGUCUAUCUCUCAAUUUUCAUUCUCUUUUGCUUCAAGCUCUUUGUCAAGAUCAGCUUAAAUAUACUGACCCACUUCUAUGUGGUUAAAGGAAACCGUAAGGAGGCGGCCCGGAUUGCAGAAGAGUUCUAUGAUUUUGGACAAGGGCACCGUUCAUGGGCGGAUCGAUCCCCACUUCACGAAGCUGCGUGUCAGGGUCGACUACUGGCACUUAAGACCCUUCUCUCACAGGGUUACAAUGCAAAUAUCAUCACCAUUGAUCAUGUGACUCCACUGCACGAAGCUUGUCUCGGAGAUCAUGUAGCGUGCUCCAGGGCUCUCAUAGAGGCCGGUGCCAAUGUAAAUGCCACCACCAUUGAUGCCGUGACCCCUCUGUUCAACGCCUGCUCAGCAGGAAGUGUCACUUGCACUGGAGUACUAUUGGAACAUGGAGCAAAACCACAGGCGGAAGCAUGCCAACCUUCACCUAUUCAUGAGGCCUCCAGCAAAGGCAGGGCAGCAUGUUUGGAGGCUCUCAUCUCAUGGGGAGCGGAUGUAGAUUAUGACAUCCCACAUUUAGGAACGCCGCUCUACAUUGCCUGUAUCUCCAGGGAACUCCAGUGUACACAGAAACUUCUGGACGGAGGUGCCAAUGUACAGAAGGGCCGUUUUUUGGACACACCCCUUCACGCUGCAGCACAGAAGGACUGCCCAGACAUCAUAAAAGUGCUACUAGACUUUGGAGCUAACAUCAACGCUCGCAACGUGGAGCUACAGAGGCCGGUGGAGACAGCGCCUCCCAGAAGCACAGCAGAGAGCAUGCUUCUGCUUUAUGAGGCCACACCGAGGUCUCUGUGUCAGUUGUGUAGACUAAGCAUUCGAAACUACAUGGGCCAAUCCAGAAUGCAUUUGAUCCCUCAUCUCAAACUUCCUAAUCUUCUGAAGAGUUUCCUUCAGUACAGAUAGACCUCUACCUCUCCACAAAACCUCCCUCUAUUUUUCUCUAUUUUCUAAUAUUAAGUGCAUUAAUAUAUCUCAAUGAUAGGUCACCUAACUUGCCACUCUUGCCAUUCAUUUAACCUCUGUAAGUAAAAAGCAAUAUAUUUUUGUGCAAAUGAUAAACAUUAGUUCUAUUUUGUUUAAUGAAAUCUUUACAAUAUGUGCAUCAAUGUUACCCGCAUGUUUUUGUCUACUAUGAUACCAUUUUACCUGGAAAUGGAUCUGCUAAUGUUAUGCCUUGAUGUGCAAUGCAAGCAAUAAGGCAAUUUAUAUAUUUUUAAUCAUUCUAAUCUUUAACAAGGAAACAAUUACAGCAGGAUGCACAAAAAUGAUACUGCUGUGGUUUUUGCAGUGUUCUAUUGAUCCUAUUACACUUUAACAACAAAUUGUGUGAAUAAGAUUGUCACUAAACAUUUUUGCCAAAACACAUCAUGAAAAGAAACAUAACAAAUAAAUGCAAAUAUUUAAAACUUGA
Messenger RNA from Triplophysa dalaica, 1625 nucleotides. RefSeq names its product ankyrin repeat and SOCS box containing 5b (gene asb5b). The coding region runs from base 128 to 1117 and encodes 329 amino acids. Lineage: Eukaryota; Metazoa; Chordata; Actinopteri; Cypriniformes; Nemacheilidae. Gene Ontology annotation, molecular function: protein binding. The record is from RefSeq and is a predicted model, not a curated record. The transcript has 7 exons. Gene Ontology annotation, biological process: intracellular signal transduction; protein ubiquitination; positive regulation of protein catabolic process.